AUGGCGCGGAUACUUCAAGGCAACCUGCACAGAAGUAGGCUCGCCCAUGAUCUCCUACCGCAAUUUGUCGCAGAGGAGAAAGCGGACAUCCUCCUGAUAAGCGAACAGUACACGGAUCGAGACACACCCGGCUGGGUGUCCAACGAUGCAAGGACCGCCGCAGUCUGGGUGCCCAGGCGCGGAAUCGCAGAAUCAGGGACGGGGGAUGACUACGUACGGGUAAGGGUGGGCCGCAUCACUUACUUCAGCGUAUAUCUCUCACCGAACCUUACUGCGGCGGAUUUCGCGAUACGACUAGGGGUGCUAGAGGACGCAAUAAGAGACGUAUCCGGGGAACUUGUCAUUGGGGGCGACUUCAACGUGAGGGCCACGGAAUGGGGUAUGACGACAACGAAUUGCAGAUGCAGAGCUAUCCUCGAGAUGGCAGCUCUACUAAGCUUAGUGGUAGCAAACGAGGGAAACACUACUACCUAUCGCAGACCAGGUUUUGGGGAAUCUAUACCGGACGUAACUUUCGCAAGCGAAACGACAAUCCGCAAAAUCAGGGAUUGGCAUGUCAUGGAGGAAUAUACUGCAAGUGACCACCAGUAUAUACUUUUUGACAUCCAGGACGACCACAGAAACAGGACCAGAGAAAGAAAAAAGCAGACGCCACGGUGGAAUACCCGGCGCAUGAACCGGAACAGACUUGCUGAAGAGAUGCAAAGGGCGGAGCUUCCAUCAAUUGGGCUCCCUCAGCACCUGAGCGGACGCUAA
Molecule: messenger RNA, 756 nt
Organism: Nasonia vitripennis (jewel wasp)
Lineage: Eukaryota; Metazoa; Arthropoda; Insecta; Hymenoptera; Pteromalidae
Exons: 1
Coding region: 1-756 (251 amino acids)
Molecular function (GO): catalytic activity
Source: RefSeq, a predicted model, not a curated record